CCGGUGGGCGCGGCCUUAGGGCGAGCAACAUGGCGGCCUUCAUGCUGGUCUUGGUGGUUUCGCCGUGGCCCGCAGCCCGGGGACUACUCCGGAACUUUUGGGAGCAACUGCAGCGGAAACUUCAGCCGAGCCGGCCAGGCCUUCCCCGUUCUCCAUGGGGGCCAGCAUUAGCGGUCCAAAGUCCAGCUACACUUACAGAAUCAGGAGGUGAUGCCAAUGGCAGUAAGAUUUCCAGCCUUUCGGAUAGUGUCUUUUGGAUGGCAGCUCCCAAAAACAGACGCAGCAUUGAAGUUAACCAGUGUAGGAGACGAAACCCGCAGAAGCUUAUUAAAGUUAAGAACAACAUAGACGUUUGCCCCGAAUGUGGUCACCUGAAACAGAAACACGUCCUUUGUGGCUACUGCUAUGCGAAGGUGUGCAAGGAGACAGCAGAAAUCAGGCGACAGAUAGGGAGGCAAGAGGGGGGCCCUCUCAAGGCUCCUGCGGUGGAGACGGUGGUUCUGUACUCCGGGGAGACGCCGUCCCGGCAGGAUCAGGGCAAGAGGAUCAUCGAGCGGGAGCGGAAGCGGCCCUCCUGGUUCACCCAGAACUGACACCAGAGGUGUUUUCGAGAGGAUAGCCUCACAUAAGACAUUUCCCCUGGAAACGAGGAAGAUUCUUUGUUUUCAUGUUGCUUGUGUGCUUUUUAAAUCACCACUAUAAUUUAAAACAUUCUCUAUAAGCAGUUUUUUUAUGGGUACUAUGAAGAAUGUAUCAAGAGUAAAAUCUGAAAAUGUUCGAUUACGCAGAGGCUCAAUGGAUUUAUGUGUCUGUUUUCAUUAAACUAUCAAGUUUUAGUAAACGUAAAAUUUCCAGGACAGGAAAAUGAAACAAAUAAUUUAAAAUUCACAGCCAGAAGUACGCAUUGGGGCUCUGGUUUUGUCUGUUGGCCGGUGGUUCUUCUACACAACGAUACUUAGGCAAAUGCUUUUGCUUAAGUAGCCCCUGGAAAUGGGCUGUUAGUUAAAUUCUGGGUAUUGUAUUUGGUAUUGUUUUUGGCAUGGUAGCUGUAACAGUAAGAAGAAGUUUGUUCUGUUUGGUUUUUUUGUUUGCUUUAGCAAAUUAAAAUUGCCUUUGCAUGGCACUUUAUUACAUUAA
This is a messenger RNA of Camelus dromedarius (Arabian camel), 1137 nucleotides long. It is a transcript of the gene MRPL32, whose product is annotated as mitochondrial ribosomal protein L32. The record is from RefSeq and is a predicted model, not a curated record. Gene Ontology annotation, molecular function: structural constituent of ribosome. Gene Ontology annotation, cellular component: mitochondrial large ribosomal subunit. The transcript is spliced from 3 exons. Bases 30 to 593 code for a protein of 187 amino acids. NCBI's taxonomy places the organism in Eukaryota, Metazoa, Chordata, Mammalia, Artiodactyla, Camelidae. Gene Ontology annotation, biological process: translation.